Molecule: messenger RNA, 2017 nt
Organism: Oryzias melastigma (Indian medaka)
Lineage: Eukaryota; Metazoa; Chordata; Actinopteri; Beloniformes; Adrianichthyidae
Product: carbonic anhydrase 1
Exons: 7
Coding region: 183-965 (260 amino acids)
Biological process (GO): carbon dioxide transport
Cellular component (GO): cytoplasm
Molecular function (GO): zinc ion binding; carbonate dehydratase activity
Source: RefSeq, a predicted model, not a curated record
UCCCGGUCUGCGUGGACAUCAUGUGGCAGCACCAGCACGAUGACAGACACGCCGCGCGCGCGCGGGACCCUAUAUAAGCUCGGCAGCUGUCAGGUGGAGGACACUGGCUGCUCUGCACCGGGCCACGGCGGGUUUUAGCAGAUUACCGCGCGGCACUCCUCCUCCUCCUCCUCCCUGUCACCAUGUCUCACUCGUGGGGAUACGCACCGACUAACGGACCCGACAAGUGGGGGGACAGCUUCCCCAUCGCAAACGGCGCGCGCCAGUCUCCCAUUGACAUCCAGCCGGCCGCAGCAUCCUACGACGCGGGUCUGAAGCCGCUGUGCCUGCAGUACGACGCGUCCACCUGCCUGGAGAUCCUCAACAACGGACAUUCCAUCCAAGUGACCUUCCUAGACGACAGCGACAAAUCCACUCUGACAAACGGGCCGAUCUCAGGGGUCUACAGGCUUAAGCAGUUCCAUUUCCACUGGGGGGGUGCUGAUGACAGGGGCUCUGAGCACACCGUGGAUGGGACCAAGUAUGCUUCUGAGCUUCAUUUGGUGCACUGGAACACCAAAUAUCCGAGCUUUGGCGAGGCUGCCAGUAAACCCGACGGGCUCGCCGUUGUGGGAGUUUUCCUGAAGAUUGGUGAUGCAAAUCCUAACCUGCAGAAGCUUCUGGACGCAUUUGACGGCAUCAAAACCAAAGGCACGCAGACUUCGUUCGCCGACUUCGAUCCUGCCACGCUGCUCCCCGGCAGUCUGGACUACUGGACGUACGAUGGCUCUCUGACCACGCCCCCUCUGCUGGAGAGCGUUACCUGGAUCGUUUGCAAAGAGCCAAUCAGCGUCAGCUCUGACCAGAUGGCGAAAUUCCGCAGCCUGCUCUUCUCCGCGCAGGGGGAGGCCGAAUGCUGCAUGGUGGAUAACUACCGUCCUCCCCAACCGCUCAAGGGUCGCCUUGUCCGAGCCUCCUUCAAGUAGAAACACCCCCGCCAGUCCCCUUUCUGCCCCGUUGCCCCUCCCCUCCCCCCUUUCAAAUACCUCUUGCAGGGAAUCUCAAAGCACACGCAGGAAAAUAUAAAAGUUGCUCUUACCCAGCAUGCACUUGCACUACAGCGGCGGGGCGAGUCGUCACUCAUUUUCAGAACCCUCUAUGGUUGCUGCAACUCAUUAACCAACAUUGUCUGACUAGUGGUUUGGAGGCCAGCAAACAGGAAGUAGCAGCUUGUUGCAGAGUACGUAGGGAGGAUAAGACCAUAUCUCCAUCUGUGAGAGGAGUGAGGUGCCAAUGGUGGUCAUAGAAUACAUAGGACACCCCCCACACUGCCAGUCUGUAAUCUGCAUCCGAGCAGCUUAAUGAAACUGCCUCCAUCGCGGGCAAUCGACUCCAAAAAUCCCCCUCUGGCACACAUGCAGACCCCCCCCCCGCGGUCACUGACCUGCUUAUUGAUCCAAACUGUACGGUCGGGGGCGCCAUGGCAGUGACUCACACAUCUGCUCCUGUGUUUGGCCUUCAAAAUCUCCACAUGCUCGUCAUACCAACGUGGUUUUUUGAGCUGAUUGAUCGUGCAGUUUAAAGGACUCCUGCUACCAAACCCCCCCUCACCAAAAACACUCCUCCGGCAGCAGAGGCGGUGACCUUUUCCUUCCAAAAUUAGCAGAAGUGUGUAAAAAAUAUGAUUGCUAAAGCUUCAGUCGUCGUCUGGGCGUCCACGUGUAGCAGCCAAUGCACAAAGCCAUCAGAGAAAUUACCCAACCGCAGAUGCCAAGAAAAAAAACAAAACCUGCCAAUAGACAAGAUUAUAGAGUCGACACAGUGCCAGAACUUUAAAGGAGAAUGAAUUACCAACAUUUCCCAAACUCUCACAGAACUUCAUUGUAGAGAGUUUCUCACAAGCUUGUAAUUCAUGUUCAACAGGAAACAAAGCCUUUAGUCACUUAACUUUAGGGCUACUUCAUGUUUGUGUCAAGUUUUUUUUUUUUUGUUUGGAAGUGGGCAUUUACUAGUAAAAUAAAUAUAUUUUAUGACUAAA